This is a messenger RNA of Abrus precatorius (Indian licorice), 1002 nucleotides long. RefSeq lists its product as uncharacterized. The coding region runs from base 1 to 1002 and encodes 333 amino acids. NCBI's taxonomy places the organism in Eukaryota, Viridiplantae, Streptophyta, Magnoliopsida, Fabales, Fabaceae. The transcript has a single exon. The record is from RefSeq and is a predicted model, not a curated record.
AUGGAAGAAACCAUGCUACAAUUUAUGAAAGUAACACAAAUAAGCUUCAAGAAUCAAGAAUCUUCCAUGAAAAAAUUGGAAACACAGAUUGGACAGUUAGCUGAGCAACUGUCCAGCAGAGAAGAUGGGAGAUUCCCUAGCAACACAGUUAUAAAUCCAAAAGAACAAUGCCAAGCUGUGAUGACUAGGAGUGGAGCUGUUGUGGGUAGUCCAAAACCAGCCGAAAAAAGAGAGAAAACCAAGGAAGAGGAGAAGAUUAAAUCUGAUCUAGAGGAAAGGAACUUCACCUUAUUGAAAAGAGAAAAUUCAAAAAUGGAUACCUUCCCUAAAACUGUGAGAAGAACAAAGAGGCAAAUUUUAGAAGAUUCAAACAAGCCUCUAGAUGAAGAGAAAUACAAGCGACUGUCUUAUCCACAAAGAGUCAUCAAUCCUAAGCAAGAAAGGCAGUAUGAGAGGUUUCUAGAUGUCUUUAAGAAGCUCCAAAUCAACAUACCAUUUGCUGAAGCAUUAGAACAAAUGCCUUCAUAUGCAAAAUUCAUGAAGGAGUUACUGUCCAAGAAGAGAAAGUUAGAAAAUGACAAGACAGUCCCUUUGACUGAAGAAUUGAGUGCUAUUUUGCAGAGAAAGCUGCCUCAAAAAUUAAAAGAUCCAGGCUCAUUCAGCAUUCCAUGCUUUAUUGGAAAUUGCACAAUAGGAAAAGCUUUGUGUGAUCUUGGGGCAAGCAUCAACCUUAUGCCUCUUGCCAUCAUGAAAAGACUUGGAAUAGAGGAAGCUAAGCACACAAGCAUCACUCUACAACUUGCGGACAGAUCAUAUACUUAUCCAUAUGGUAUUGUAGAGGAUUUAUUGGUUAAAAUUGAGAAGUUUAUUUUCCCCGCAUAUUUUUUCAUUUUAGACAUAGAAGUGGAUGCCGAUAUUUCUUUAAUAUUGGGCAGACCUUUCUUAGCUAUAGGGAGAGCUUUGAUUGAUGUGCAAAAAGAGGAAUUAAUGCUUAGAGUGUAG